AAGCUGCGUUGGUUUGCUCAGGAGCGCACAGUGCAAUCGUGUCCUCAGCAAAUGCCAGUCAUGUUUUAUUAAUAUUCCUUGUGGGUGGUUAAAUGCGUAAAAUUAAAACAUAACACAAAUCGCGUUCGAAAGUUAUCUAACCUAAAGAAUUUUGGUUUAUUACUCAGUUUACAAGUGAACAUAGUGCAAAGUGCACAAAAGUUGGAGCUAAAUAAAGCGCUAAUAAGAAUCUGCUAAAUAAAAUGUUUUGGGCAUUAAUUGGUGCGGGCGUUUUUACGUAUGGUGUUAUAUAUUUAGUCGCCUUAUGUUUGGUGGAUAGCGAUUUAAAUCUAGCAUUUCUAGAGCGUUUUGGUAAAUCAAUAAGUAGAAUCAAAGGCAAAGUGGUAUUUAUAACAGGAGCAUCCAGUGGAAUUGGUGAAUAUACAGCCUAUGCUCUUGCUAAACAUGGAGUUAAGCUUGUAUUAGCUGCCAGAAGGAGAAAUGAACUUGAAAGAGUAAAAAGAAAAUGUUUAGAAUUAUCAAAUGGAAGUUUAAUAGACAGUGAUGUUUUGGUUAUUGCAAUGGAUAUGUGUGAUUUGGUUUCACACAAAAUGCAUUUUCAAAAUGCAAUCAGACAUUUUGGACAUGUUGAUGUUCUAUUUAACAAUGCAGGCAGAUCCCAGAGGGCAAUGUGGGAGAAUAUAGAUAUUACAGUUGAUAAAGACCUCUUUGAAUUGAAUGUCUUUUCUGUGAUUAACCUCAGUAGAGUUGCUCUGGAACAUUUCAAUCAGAGAGGAGAAGGACAUGUUGCUGUUACUUCUAGUUUAGCUGGGGUUAUUGGUGUUGCUUAUUCAGGGAGUUAUACUGGUGCUAAACAUGCAAUUCAUGGGUAUAUGAAUUCAUUAAGGAAUGAAAAGAUGGGGAAAAGAAUUACAGUGAGUUUAUUCUGCCCUGGACCUGUUUUUACAAACUUUUUACAGGAAAGUUUUACUGAUAAACCUGGUGAGAAAUAUGGAAUUACAACUCAGCCGACUGAUCGCCGAUUAACAGCCGAACGCUGUGGUCAAUUAUGUGCCAUUGGCAUUGCCAAUAAAAUCAAGGAAGGUUGGAUGGCUAUGUUUCCUUUAAUGCCCAUCACAUACUGCGCUGUUUAUUUUCCAUUAAUAUUCCAUUUGGGUGUGAAAAUUUUGGGACCUGAGAAAAUGUUCAAAUUACGUGACAGCAAAGCACCGCAGUUGAGUUCUGUCGAGGAACAAAAGCGCAUAUAAAUGGUACAAAUUUGGUUAUGGUUUUUUAUUCUUACUGGUUUAUGGGUGUCUUGACCAAUUCUUUCUAUAACAAUCGCCAUAUUCCAUACUAUCUCUUCUUAACUUUUAAGACACCAGACCCAUUCAAGCACUGCAUGAUCGAUAUCAUUAAUAAAUCGUGCAUGUGUUCAUCGAACGCAUUUUGAACUCUAGAUUACAAUGUUCUUAUCAACUGUGUCAAUUUAUAUAAAUUUAUAUUCAAAAAGUGACAAUUAAAAGAAUUAUUUGUAAAAAUAAA
Dalotia coriaria is the source of this 1524-nucleotide messenger RNA. Its product is annotated as dehydrogenase/reductase SDR family member 7-like. NCBI's taxonomy places the organism in Eukaryota, Metazoa, Arthropoda, Insecta, Coleoptera, Staphylinidae. Bases 243 to 1247 code for a protein of 334 amino acids. The transcript has 6 exons. Gene Ontology annotation, molecular function: oxidoreductase activity. The record is from RefSeq and is a predicted model, not a curated record.